CGCAACCUGGCCAUGCGGUUAGAAGAUCGAUGGCUGCUGGAGGAUUUAAUGCUCAGUUUGUAGAUCAAUUAUCGGAUAGACACACAUGUCCGGUAUGUCUUUUGGCAUUGAGAGAACCAACCAUCACCAAAUGUGGCCAUUUGUUUUGUAACGACUGUGUGAGGCCCUUGGCAAGCUGUGGCCGCAUUGUGUGUCCUGUGUGUAGAGAGGAACAGAAGGAAUCAGAAAUCUUUCCAAACAACUAUGAUAAAAGAGAAAUAAUGAGUCUGAAGAUCUACUGUGAUCAACAAGAGAAGGGAUGUGGAUGGAAAGGAGAACUAGGGGAGAGAGAAACACACAACGAGACUUGCGGGUAUGUUGAUGUUCUAUGCAAAAAUGAAUGUGGAAUAAUGGUGAUGAAAAAAGAUAUGGAAAGUCAUAUGAAGGAAACGUGCGUGAACAGGAAAGUUGAAUGUGUCUACUGUAAGACCACAGUGACAUUCAAAUUUCUGAAUGAUCACCAUACAAAAUGUGAGAUGUUUCCAGUUGCAUGUGAAUAUUGUAAAGAACAAGUGGUUAGAAAAGAGAUGAAUGAACAUGUCAGCAAGGAUGGGAUAUGCCCUAACAGUCCAUUAGAAUGUGAAUUUAGUGAAGCAGGUUGCCAGUUUAUUAGCAAUAGAAAUGAAAUGACAAUUCAUGUUCAAAAUGAUGUUACAUCUCAUCUUAGUCUUUUGAUGAAACAACAAUCCAAUACCAAGUCAUCACUUGCAGCCACCAAGUCAUCACUCUCAGCCACCGAGUCAUCACUUGCUGCCACCAAGUCAUUACUUUUAUCAACAAGAGCUUGUCUUGCUAAAAGGGAAUGUGAACUUGAAUUCAUUACCAAGAAGGUUGGAAUUCAAGGCACCGUUUCUAAACUUGACAUAUGUGUCUUUCAGUGGAAUAUAACCAAUUGGUUAGAUUGCAGGAAGAAAGCAGAGUUGGAUCCAUCCUAUAGGAUACAGUCAAAGCGAUUUUACACAGGACCACAAGGAUAUCGUUUAUUUCUUUUGCUUUAUCCAAUGGGUUAUGGUCGCUAUAAAGGAUCUCAUGUCUCUGUCGAUGCAUAUGUGUGUAAAGGAGAUUAUUAUGAUCAACUUCCUAAGAAACAGCACUGCAAGUUUUCAUUCACAUUAAUAGACCAACAACCUGAUGCAAUAAAUGUGGUUGUAAGACGAGAGAAAACGAUUAAACUUGUCCCUAGAGAAUUUUUUGAUGCAACCGAUGACUUCAUAACUCACGAAACAUUGAAUUCACGAUCCUACAUUCAGAAUAAUGAAAUUGUUAUUCAGUUUUGUCUUCAACUCAAUGUGUCCUAACUUCAAUGUAAACCAGACUCUUUACUAAGACUGUGCCGGAGAAGACACGAAGGAUUGAUUUUUUGCAAUGACUUGCUGUCUCAUAUGUAUGUUGUGUGUACUGUAGUGUUACAGUUUCUAGUAGUAAUGAUUUGGUAGUUACAGUAGCAAUCUGUCUUACUGCUCAUUACAGCAAAAAACAUAGUUC
Molecule: messenger RNA, 1524 nt
Organism: Corticium candelabrum
Lineage: Eukaryota; Metazoa; Porifera; Homoscleromorpha; Homosclerophorida; Plakinidae
Product: TNF receptor-associated factor 6-B-like
Exons: 1
Coding region: 30-1337 (435 amino acids)
Biological process (GO): signal transduction; regulation of apoptotic process
Molecular function (GO): protein binding; zinc ion binding
Source: RefSeq, a predicted model, not a curated record